Molecule: messenger RNA, 855 nt
Organism: Pteropus alecto (black flying fox)
Lineage: Eukaryota; Metazoa; Chordata; Mammalia; Chiroptera; Pteropodidae
Product: C-type lectin domain family 10 member A
Exons: 8
Coding region: 1-855 (284 amino acids)
Molecular function (GO): signaling receptor activity
Source: RefSeq, a predicted model, not a curated record
AUGUCAAUGAAGUAUGAAGACCUCCAGACCUUGGAGAGUGAGAAGAAGAGCCAGAGGUUUAGAAAUGGGGUGUCUCUUUCCCAGCCCUUCCUGCAGCAUCUCUGCUCUGGACCCCGUCCCCAUCUGCUCUCCGUGGGCCUCAGCCUCCUCUUGCUGGUCGGCAUCUGUGUGAUUGGAUCCCAAAAUUCCAAAUUUCAGAGGGACCUGGUGACCCUGAGAACGACUUUCAGCAAUAUCACUUCAAAUACUGUGGCUGAGGUCCAGGCACUGCACUCUCAGGAUGACAGUUUGCAAGAAAUGAUAACAUCUCUGAAAGCCACGGUGAAAAAUCAUGAACAGGAACUGCAAGCAGGUUAUUCUGAAAUGCUCCUGCGAGUCCAGCAGCUGACCAAAGACUUGAACUCCCUGAAUUGCCAGAUGGAUGCUCUCAAGAACAAUGACACUCAAAAUACCUGCUGUGCUGUUAACUGGCUGGAGUAUGAAGGCAGCUGCUACUGGUUCUCUCGUACUGGGAAGUCCUGGCCUGAGGCUGAGAAGUACUGCCAGCUGGAGAACGGGCACCUGGUGGUCAUCAACUCCAGAGAGGAGCAGAAUUUUCUCCAGGAACAUAUAGGAUACGCAUAUACCUGGAUAGGCCUCACUGAUCCUGAAGGAGUCUGGAAAUGGGUGGAUGGGACAGACUAUGAGACCAGUUUCAAAAACUGGAAACCAGGCCAGCCAGACGAUUGGCAUGGGCAUGGGCUGGGUGGCGGCGAGGACUGUGCCCACUUCCUCCCUGAUGGCAAGUGGAAUGAUGAUGUCUGCCAGAGGCCCUACAACUGGAUCUGUGAGGCCAGCCUGCACAAGGCCAGCUAG